GCAGUGCAAUACCAAACUAUAGACCAACAAACUUAAAAAAAAAAAAAAAAAAAAGAGCUGCAGUGUUUUAUUCGACCACCAUCCUGAAAUGGGGCUAACUGUUUCACUUGAAGACACCGUAAGAACAGAGGCAAAGAGCAACAACAACGUUCACUUAAUGUUGGUUGAUGGAAUGUCUAACCUAAUGACUGGAGAAAUUGAGAAUUGUGCGUCAUCGGAUAUCUAUGUUGGUGGUCUAAAAUGGAAUAUCAUUCUCGCUUCAGAGGGGGGCUGCCUACACUUUGGUCUGAUGAUCAGCGACAGCAAGUGUACUGGUUCUAAUUGGAAAGUCAAUUGCACCGUCAAACUUACCCUAUACUCUGAUGCUUCUUCGCUCCUCCAUCAAAACCACACGACUGGGGUUUGUUUCGACGCAAACAAUACUGUUGUAUUCGUAAGCAUCCCAGUCAAUAACCUGAAGGAGUCAUAUACUGUGAACGACAAAUCGGUUUUCUCUGCCGAGAUCACAGAAGUUAGACCGAGAUUCUUGGACGUUACCAGUAUCCCUCGAACCAUGGGGACAGCAGAAAGCAUUAAACUGGUGGAGGUGGAGAGGAACAAGUCUAAAUUCACCUGGAAGAUUACUCGCUUUUCCUCCUUCGUUGGUGAACAUAAUUCAUCGUACCAGUUCACCGUUGGACCCCGGAGAUGGUACCUAAGGAUGUGCCCAAAAGGAACCUUAGAGGGAAAAGGAAAUUCAUUGUCCUUGUAUUUGCAUGCUGCCGAUUACGUGACCGGUCCAAAGACAAAUACAUUGGCCGUCUUUAAACUGCGAGUGUUGGACCAACUCAAACGCAAUCACCAUGAAUUAGGCCAGCAGUUCUGGUUUGGCUCUGAUGGACAAAAGGGAGAAGCCAAGUUUUUGGCGCUGGACAAACUGCACAAGGCUUCAAACGGAUUUCUGGUGAACGAUGCGAUAUAUGUCGGUGUUGAGUUCUUCUAUGUCUCCACUACUGAGAAUAUGAUCUGAUUGGUAUCAUUUGAUUCGAUCAAGACCACAUGAAUAAAUAGCUCAUGGAGAGGAGCUUAUCUACCUAUUAUACUACUUUGCAUAUAUAUCAUGGUGUGUACACAUAUGAAAAAAUAAAACGAUCAUCAAAUCGAUUGCUUGUACUGUCUGGCAUGAUAACACUCAACCGCAUCUGAUGCUAUGUCAUAUGUAUUCUCUUGAGGAGUAAGCUUCUUUGUUUGUGUGAUUUUGUUGUGCACCAAAUUCUUAUAUUAAAUUAAAUGUCUAACAUAUUUGAAA
Eruca vesicaria subsp. sativa (arugula) is the source of this 1288-nucleotide messenger RNA. The record is from the annotation of a GenBank genome assembly. Lineage: Eukaryota; Viridiplantae; Streptophyta; Magnoliopsida; Brassicales; Brassicaceae.